Molecule: messenger RNA, 820 nt
Organism: Harpia harpyja (harpy eagle)
Lineage: Eukaryota; Metazoa; Chordata; Aves; Accipitriformes; Accipitridae
Exons: 3
Coding region: 1-792 (263 amino acids)
Source: RefSeq, a predicted model, not a curated record
AUGCGAGAGACGUUUCCUUCAUGUGGUUUCCCCCAGCCCACUUCACCCACCAAGCCAGGCUGGCCCCCGCGCCUGCCUGCUACCCCAGCGUGUGCUUUCUCAGGAAACACUUUGGAGGGACAAAGGCUCUGCGAAGCUGGGAGGUACGCAAGAAGAUGGGAUGAACGGUGGUGUUCAGGUGGUACGGUUUCACCCGGCCCAGAGCAGAAGACCACGACCUUCACCCUCAAGGUGGAAGGAGGUGAUGAGAAAUCCCGAUGUGGUGGGAUCCGUGCUGGCAGAAGGAGGCACUUCUGCAAACUUACAAGGAGUUUCAAGAGCUGCCACGCAAGUAAGAAUGGUUCCUUUACAUGUUACACGGAAGAUAGGUUCCUUUACAUGUUUCACGAGGUGUCUAAGCCAAGAAAGACCAUUUGUGCUCUUCAAAGCAUCGGGAUGGGAAGGGUCAGUACGAAGCUGGACCGCAGAGUGGGUCCCCUCGGUUCCCCCGCUGUCCCAGCCCUGCCUGUCAUAUCUUGGAUGAACAAGAGUGUUGUAUGGUGCUGCCUGGGGAUGGCUCAGGUAAGCAGCUGUAAUGGUCCCUCCAUUACCAGGAGGAAUAGCUCAGUGGGAGAAAAAGAAAACGGACUGCCAAAGAAAGGAGCUUUGAAGCCGGGAAUGCUUUUGCUGCGUGUUGCUCCAUGGCGUGACAGCCAGGCAGGAGGGGAGCUAGCACGAAAAAUGCCCAUUAAGGAAUCAAAAGAGUGUAUGGCUCCUCGCUGCUUUGAUCUUGUCUUCAAAGACGCCCUGUGAGCCUCCUCUUCUUCUGCAAGGCAAAGCC